GCUGAAUUGUCACCUGGAGCAAUUCCAACAGCUUCCCACGGCCCCGACAUGCACUUUUGCUUAUUAACCCCGCGGCUCUCUCUCCAAUGGGUACGUGCUCAAGCUCAUAUGAACUCAUCAUGGCGUUCAUCUGAAGCAACAUAUAAACCGCCCAUCAGUCCUCUCCUUACCUCAUCAACCACACUUCUUCCACUGCAGUUCAUCGCCUUUUCUUCUCCUUCAUACAUUUUCUCCUCUUCUUGAGAUUGACACCACAUCACCAGCACUCAAACACAAUGACAUCAAUAGAAGCGCCCAUUCUCAUCCUAGGCGGCACAGGCACCGUCGGCUCCCGCAUAGCCUCCCAGCUCGCCUCCCAAGGAAUUCCCACCCUCAUCGCCUCCCGCAACCCCCCUCCAUCAUCUUCCCUUUCCCACGUCAACUUCGACUGGGACGACCCCUACACCUGGGAGCCCAUCUUCCUCAGCAAGACAAACAGCACCGAAGGCACCACCACCGAACCUGAACAAGCCCAACAGUCCUCCAAACCCCAACCUGCCCCCCAGCCAAUCAAAUCAAUCUACCUCGUCGCCCCCCCAUCCCUCUCAGGCGACCGCCCCAUGAUUGAGUUCAUCGAAUUUGCCCGUUCCCGAGGUGUGCACAGGUUCAUCCUCCAGUCUGCGUCCAGCAUCGAAGCCGGUGGGCCCUUGAUGGGCAAAGUCCACGCUUAUCUCCGGGAGUUGGGGCAAAGAGGGGAUGUGGAGUGGGGGGUGUUGAGGCCGACCUGGUUUCAGCAGAAUAUUGCUGAGCAGCCUACUCACAAGGAGUCGAUCAGGAGUGAGAGCAAGAUUUACAGCGCGACCGAGGAUGGAAAGAUACCGUGGGUGAGUGCGGAUGAUAUUGCGAGCGUGGCGGUGAGGGCGUUGACGGGGGAGGAGGCGCCGAAUACCGAGUGGAUGGUGUUGGGGCCGGAGCUGUUGAGUUAUGAUGAGAUUGCGGAAAUACUUACCGAGGUGCUGGGGAGGAAGAUUGUCCAUGUUGACCUAUCGUCUGCUGAGCUUGAGAAGAGACACGCACGGUUUGGGAUGCCGGAGGAGUACGCGAGGAUGAUGAGUGCGAUGGACACGGCAAUCAAGUUUGGGGCCGAGAAUAGGACGAAUGAUGUGAUUUUUAGUGUGACGGGGACGGCGCCAAAGAAGUUUAGGGAUUAUGCUAUGAGUGUGAAGGAUGUGUGGGAGACGAGGAUGGAAGGUAUGGGUCUUGAGGGGAAGGCGUGAGAGUGGUUUUGGAACAGUAAUGGCACAGUAUAAGUUUAUGGGUGGUAAUUCGACGGUAUGAUCAAUGUGCUUGACUUGGCAAAUCGGGCGUGUCUAUGAGGUCUACAAGAGCCCCUUCCCGGAUUUAGGAUCGCGUUCCAGGGAAUAUAGCAAAUGUGAACCUGAACAAGGGCA
This is a messenger RNA of Podospora bellae-mahoneyi, 1430 nucleotides long. RefSeq lists its product as uncharacterized. The transcript has 2 exons. The coding region runs from base 276 to 1256 and encodes 326 amino acids. The record is from RefSeq and is a predicted model, not a curated record. NCBI's taxonomy places the organism in Eukaryota, Fungi, Ascomycota, Sordariomycetes, Sordariales, Podosporaceae.